AUGUAUAAACAGGUCUUCGGUGUAAGUAUGGGUAGUAAAUUGUCUCCACUGUUAGCCGAAAUUUUCAUGUCCAAUUUCGAGGUUGAAGCUGAAGGAAAUAAACUCUUCCCUCGGAUAUGGAAACGGUACGUGGAUGACAUCUUUGCUUUGGUGAAGGAACGCACGCUAACACAAACUCUCGACUUUCUUAACUCACGGCACACCACAAUCAAGUUCACGGUUGAAAAAGAAGUCGAAGGAAAACUUCCUUUCCUUGAUUUACUUAUUACACGGAAGGAUAACAAUAAGCUAAAAUUUGGAAUCUAUCGAAAGCCAACUUCAACAGAUCGUUACAUCACAGCUGACUCGAACCAUUUCGGUGGUCAAAAACAGGCCGCUUUCCAUUCCAUGGCCGAUCGCAUCUUCAACAUACCGAUGGAAGAACAAGAGUUUUUAGCAGAAAAAGAAACAAUAUAUAAAGCAGCCGAAUUGAACGGGUACGACAAACAGUUCGUCGACAAAAUCCUCCGUAAGCACGAAAGAAAGAAACACAGACGAGACGCCACCACUUUAAUACCGGAAAAUGAGGAGAUUCGAAGAGUCGGCCUCCCGUUUUACCCUACCAUCACGAAUCCACUGAAGCAUACCCUCCGCAGAUAUGGAAUAAAUAUUGCACAUAAAAGCGUUAACACUUUACGUGAACUUCUGGUUAACCUGAAGGACAAAGUUCCACAAGACGAACAAGCUGGAAUUGAUAAAAUACCGUGCAAAGACUGUGACGCGGUAUAUAUCGGGCAAACACGAAGAAAAGUUAAAGUGCGGCUUAAAGAGCAUAGAAGAGCAGUAGAAAUGAACAAAACGAGUGAAUCCAGUGUAGCAACACAUACAGUGAGUAACCAACACGAGAUCGAUUGGGAUAAGGCGGGUCUGAUCAAAAGCAUCAAUAAAAUUGGUCUCCUCAAUGCUUGGGAGUCAAUGUACAUUGCGACGGCCAAACAACCAUUGAUGAACGACGACGAUGCACCGAUCAACUUAAUUCUCUUCAACUUGACAACGGGUAGAAAGUAA
Messenger RNA from Wyeomyia smithii (pitcher-plant mosquito), 1047 nucleotides. RefSeq lists its product as uncharacterized. NCBI's taxonomy places the organism in Eukaryota, Metazoa, Arthropoda, Insecta, Diptera, Culicidae. The coding region runs from base 1 to 1047 and encodes 348 amino acids. The transcript has a single exon. The record is from RefSeq and is a predicted model, not a curated record.